Oryza sativa Japonica Group (Japanese rice) is the source of this 2047-nucleotide messenger RNA. The record is from RefSeq and is a predicted model, not a curated record. Lineage: Eukaryota; Viridiplantae; Streptophyta; Magnoliopsida; Poales; Poaceae.
GUACGUUUACUCCCAGCCUCCCAAAGUUGGCAUUUCAUCGAUCGAACUCUAGCUGUACCUCCUGCCUGCCCUGCCCUGCCCUGCCCUGCACUGCUCGAUCGUACACACAGUUUCAUUCCAUCUCCACCAGCUAAAAGCAAGCCAGCCAGCCAAGCUCUGUCUUCCAUCUUGCAUACAUCAACGUCAGAAAAAUCAUCAGAUCGAGAUAUCGACAUGGUGGUGGUGGUGGCGGCGGCCAUGGCGGCGGCGAGCUUGUGCUGCGGCGUGGCGGCGUACCUCUACUACGUCCUGUGGCUGGCGCCGGAGAGGCUCCGCGCCCACCUGAGAAGACAAGGGAUCGGCGGCCCAACCCCGUCCUUCCCUUACGGCAACCUCGCCGACAUGAGGAGCCACGCCGCCGCCGCCGCCGGCGGCAAGGCUACCGGAGAAGGACGACAAGAAGGCGACAUCGUGCACGACUACCGGCAGGCCGUCUUCCCCUUCUACGAGAAUUGGAGAAAACAAUACGGCCCGGUAUUCACGUAUUCAGUAGGGAACAUGGUGUUCCUGCACGUGAGCCGGCCGGACAUAGUCCGGGAGCUGAGCCUGUGCGUGUCGCUGGACCUCGGCAAGAGCUCGUACAUGAAGGCCACGCACCAGCCUCUCUUCGGCGAGGGCAUCCUCAAGUCCAACGGCAACGCCUGGGCUCACCAGAGAAAGCUCAUUGCCCCCGAGUUCUUCCCCGACAAGGUCAAGGGUAUGGUCGAUCUGAUGGUGGACUCGGCACAGGUCCUAGUCAGUUCAUGGGAAGACAGGAUUGACAGAAGUGGCGGGAAUGCACUGGACCUGAUGAUUGACGAUGACAUCAGGGCAUACUCUGCUGAUGUGAUCUCCAGGACAUGCUUCGGUAGCAGCUACGUGAAAGGCAAGCAGAUCUUCGACAUGAUCAGGGAGCUGCAGAAGACGGUGUCCACCAAGAAGCAGAACCUGCUCGCCGAGAUGACCGGGCUCAGCUUCCUCUUCCCGAAGGCGAGCGGCCGCGCGGCGUGGCGGCUCAACGGGCGUGUCCGCGCCCUGAUACUCGACCUCGUCGGAGAGAACGGGGAGGAGGACGGUGGCAACCUCCUCAGCGCGAUGCUCCGGAGCGCCAGAGGCGGCGGCGGUGGCGGCGGCGAGGUCGCCGCCGCGGCCGAGGACUUCGUUGUGGACAACUGCAAGAACAUCUACUUCGCCGGGUACGAGAGCACGGCGGUCACCGCCGCGUGGUGCUUGAUGCUGCUCGCGCUUCACCCUGAGUGGCAGGACCGGGUGCGAGACGAGGUGCAGGCGGCGUGCUGCGGCGGCGGCGGACGGUCGCCGGACUUCCCGGCACUGCAGAAGAUGAAGAACCUGACGAUGGUGAUCCAGGAGACGCUGCGGCUGUACCCGGCGGGCGCGGUGGUGUCGCGGCAGGCGCUGCGGGAGCUCAGCCUCGGCGGCGUGCGCGUGCCGAGGGGCGUCAACAUCUACGUCCCGGUCUCGACGCUGCACCUGGACGCGGAGCUGUGGGGGGGCGGCGCCGGCGCGGCGGAGUUCGACCCGGCGCGGUUCGCCGACGCCCGGCCGCCGCUGCACGCGUACCUGCCGUUCGGCGCCGGCGCGCGCACCUGCCUCGGCCAGACCUUCGCCAUGGCAGAGCUCAAGGUGCUCCUCUCGCUCGUGCUCUGCAGGUUCGAGGUGGCGCUGUCGCCGGAGUACGUGCACUCGCCGGCGCACAAGCUCAUCGUGGAGGCCGAGCACGGCGUGCGCCUUGUGCUCAAGAAAGUGCGGUCCAAGUGUGAUUGGGCUGGAUUUGAUUAGUAAAUUUCGGCCUUUGUGCGCAGCGGCUUUCAGCCCAUUUAAAUUAUAGGCCGAAAUACAGGCCUGUCCAUGUGUGUAGGCCGGGAUUUUAGUUCAAAAUUCGGCCCAUAUGCUAAGGAGGCCUACUUUACAGCGGAUAAUAUGCAGUGUAACUGGCAAACCUAGAAACUAUCGAUGAAUGAAAAUAGGGGGGCGCGAUCGCCUAGGAUCCGGCCCCCCUCCCCCUAUA